AUGUCGACGAAACCGAACUACGAAGACUGGGAACCCCAUAAGGCCCAGAUUGAGCAGAUCUAUCUACGUGAGAACAAGAUCCAAAAAGAACUAAGUCGGAUCAUGGAAGAGACACGGGUUUCGAAAAACAAAGCCCAAUAUGAGAAGGCAUUCGAACGGUGGAACUUCAAGAAGUACAAAAUGACACCUGAGAAGUGGAAGGUCGUCAAACAUCGCAUCGAAAAAAGAAAGCGACAGAAGGGCAAAGAAAGUGAAGUGAAGUAUGAGAUCGGACCACAUGCUUUCGAAUCCACCAUCGCGAGGCCUACCUCAGGUAACGAUAUAUUGUUCAACUCAGAGACGCAGAACUUGCACAAUUUCUGCUUUCACGAGAUGCAAAUCCCGUUGGUCCGUUUUGGUUUCAAAGAUCACUCUGGUUUUCAUCCCAGAGCAUCAAGGAGGGUUUCCUUGAGAGUGUCAAAGCAUGUCUUCGGAAUACGACCAAAGCGCUAUCAGACGACUGCGCUAGGAGUGGCAGCUUCUAAAGGAGAUAUCCCAAUGUUGCAAAUUCUUCUAGCAGCACAUGCAACCGUCAAUCGGGCAAACAAUCCGGACGAUUAUUUACACCCGCUCGUGUUGGCUGUUACCGAAAGAAAGAAAGACGCACCUAGGCUUUUACUGGAAGCCGGUGCCAGUCUACAAGCUGCAAGAGAUGAAGCGGCAAAUCAGGAUGGGCAGAUAAGUUUGUUUGAACUAGCCUUGGAAGCAAACGACCUUCCCAUGUGCCAGAUUCUCCUGGCAAAUGGAGCCGAGGCAGGGGCACAGCUCAUGCAGAAUUAUUAUUCUUCUCAAUUGUGGGAGCACGUCAAAGAUAACGACCCUGAAACCGUUGCACUACUUCUACAACUUUCAGCCCGAGCAAAUGAUCUUCUUCGGAGCCUCCCUAACAGCGCACUGGGCGUAGCUAUAACGCAAUAG
Penicillium mononematosum is the source of this 957-nucleotide messenger RNA. Its product is annotated as ankyrin repeat-containing domain protein. Gene Ontology annotation, molecular function: protein binding. The record is from RefSeq and is a predicted model, not a curated record. The coding region runs from base 1 to 957 and encodes 318 amino acids. The transcript is spliced from 3 exons. Lineage: Eukaryota; Fungi; Ascomycota; Eurotiomycetes; Eurotiales; Aspergillaceae.